AUGUGCAAUCACCUGGACGACGGCAGCCGUCGGCGCGUGGUGCUGGCGCUGCAGGCGGUGCUGUCGCGGCUGCAGCGGCUCGCGGCGACGGAGGGCAGUGCCGCGCGGCACGUCUUCGUGUGCCCGGAGUGCGGGCAGGUGGUCCGGACGCGGACGCACCGGUGCGACCAGGAGCACGCGUUCGUACUGGACACGCGGCACAAGCUGCUGUAUUGCUUCGAGUGCAGGGACAUCGUGUACGACCGUGAGCUCGACAGGUACGUCCAGGGCGUGAUGUACUUGGCGUCGGGCCGCACGCUGCCAGCGCUCAUGCUGGGCGCGGGCAGGGAGGCCUCGCCGCAUCGCAAGCGGCGGAGGCUCGACGACGCCGACAAGUUCGCGGACAAGGCCGCCGCGUUUCCGGCAGACAGCACCGGCAAGGCGGCCCCAGGCGACGCCCCCAAGACACCGGACCCCGCGCAGCCCGCCGACGCCCGGCGCGCCGCCGCAGCGGACGCCGUCUCGCUCGGCGCCGUCCGCCGCCCGCACCGCCCGCCCGCGGGCGUCCGCGGCCUCGUCAACCUCGGCAACACGUGCUUCAUCGCCAGCGUGUUGCAGGCGCUGCUGCACGCGCCGACGGUGCGCUCGUUCUUCCUCGGGGGCGCGCACCCGCGCACGACGUGCGCGCGCCUCCGCCUGCGCCGCGCCGUGGACCUCGGGGGCGGCGUGCCGCCGUGCAUGGCCUGCGAGGUGGAGGCGCUCUUCAGCCAGAUGCUCUCGCCCGACGGACACGAGCCGGUCGCCCCGGCGGCGCUCGUGACCGCGUGGUCCAAGGUCUGGCCCCGCGUGAGCGCCAACGACCAGCAGGACGCGCACGAGUUCUUCCUCGCGCUCAUCAGCGAAAUGGUCGAGGCCGACACCGACGCCCUCAAGGUGUCCGCCCGGAUCGACAAGGGCCUCGAACCCGACCUCCCGCAGCUCCCAGCCCCCGGAGACCCCGCACCCCCGGCCCCCGCCCCCGCACCACCGCACCGCCCGGCGCCGGCCGCGCCCCGCAGCCGCCCCCCGGCCGCGCGGCGGCAGCCGCGGCGGCAAAGGCGGCGCGGGGCGGCGCGUGGCGCGCGGCGGCCGGGCUGA
Pedinophyceae sp. YPF-701 is the source of this 1116-nucleotide messenger RNA. Lineage: Eukaryota; Viridiplantae; Chlorophyta; Pedinophyceae. The record is from the annotation of a GenBank genome assembly.